CUCCGUUCGUCCCCAUCGAGCUCUUUCUGUUUCCGCAGAUUCGGGGAUUAUGGAAUACUUGGAUGGUGCCUGCUCGAUCGACGGCAUCAAAAAAUUGUGCCAAGUGAGCAGCCUUGCGCAAUUUUUUAAUGAAGUUUUUGGGCCAGUGGGUUCCGAAAGGCAUUCCAAAGCAGAAAUGAAUUUUGUAGAGACGAUGGCAGGGUACAGCAUUGUUUCCUACAUGCUUCAGGUCAAAGAUAGACAUAACGGCAAUCUUAUGAUUAGCAAUGAGGGACACUUGGUGCAUAUCGACUUUGGGUUUAUGUUUGCUACGUCACCUGGUGGGAUAAAUUUUGAAUCUGCCCCCUUUAAGCUUUCGCAGGAGCUUAUGGAAGUGAUGGGAGGUGUUGGAAGUGCAGCGUUCAAUUACUUCAAGUUGUUACUUUAUCAGGGAAUGGUGGCGGUACGGGAGCGUGCAGACGAUAUUUUAGGCCUUGUGUCGCUCAUGACUCCUUACAACACCAUGUCUUGCUUUGGUAGUGAUCCCGCAAGUACCGUUCAACAGCUGCGCUCUCGUUUUCGCUUUGACUUGGAGACCGAGACGGAUUUUGCCCUCCAUGUAAAAGAACUCAUUCUGGGAAGCGUCGAUAAUUGGCGAACGAGGCGAUACGAUCAGUUUCAAACCCUUCAGAAUGGUAUUUUGUGA
Molecule: messenger RNA, 685 nt
Organism: Trypanosoma cruzi
Lineage: Eukaryota; Euglenozoa; Kinetoplastea; Trypanosomatida; Trypanosomatidae
Product: phosphatidylinositol 4-kinase, putative
Exons: 1
Biological process (GO): phosphatidylinositol-mediated signaling; phosphatidylinositol phosphate biosynthetic process
Cellular component (GO): cytoplasm; membrane
Molecular function (GO): 1-phosphatidylinositol 4-kinase activity
Source: RefSeq, a predicted model, not a curated record